AUGGCUCAUCCAUCCUGUCUCGUUCUGAACAAGUCUUCCUCGUCAACUCGCCCGAGUGCGGACAUCUUGUCAAUGGCCAACUAUCAAGAUGCUCAAGAGCUCGUAGAGGCUGUCAAGGGCACGCUCAAAGAGAACACCAGCGCAACCAAACGCUUUCUCAACGCCUACCUUCUGUUCCGCAAACCAACCGUUUCGAUCGCCACUCUUCGUCCCAUCGAGGUUCCCAGUCUCACGGCACUCCCUCCCUGGAAGGCUUUGAUUCGACACACCGCCAUCGACGAAGCUUUUACUGAAGCAGUAGACAAGCCAGAGAUGAUGGACCAGGGGUUUUACAAUCACAUGGUUGAUCUCUAUGAUGAUGUCUUUGUGGACAUUGAUCAGCAGAAUGAUCGCAUCGUUCUACCUCAGCACGCGCUGGUCAUUGAGUACAAAAUGUCCCUCAAGGCCAAGAAAAUCAUCGGCGGGAUGGCUUCGGUCGUUGGGGGGUUGAUUGUCAUCGCUGUCAAAGUUGGGGAAAGCAACUGA
Molecule: messenger RNA, 525 nt
Organism: Colletotrichum orchidophilum
Lineage: Eukaryota; Fungi; Ascomycota; Sordariomycetes; Glomerellales; Glomerellaceae
Product: metalloprotease 1
Exons: 2
Coding region: 1-525 (174 amino acids)
Source: RefSeq, a predicted model, not a curated record